This is a messenger RNA of Drosophila miranda, 899 nucleotides long. It is a transcript of the gene Tim17a2, whose product is annotated as probable mitochondrial import inner membrane translocase subunit Tim17 3. NCBI's taxonomy places the organism in Eukaryota, Metazoa, Arthropoda, Insecta, Diptera, Drosophilidae. Gene Ontology annotation, cellular component: TIM23 mitochondrial import inner membrane translocase complex; mitochondrial inner membrane. Gene Ontology annotation, molecular function: transmembrane protein transporter activity. The transcript has a single exon. Bases 234 to 797 code for a protein of 187 amino acids. The record is from RefSeq and is a predicted model, not a curated record. Gene Ontology annotation, biological process: protein import into mitochondrial matrix.
ACACAAAUGAUAUGCACCAAAGGACUCCCCUAGCUAUAGGAAAACCCCUUUCCUCUGUCUAAACCGAUUUGAAACAAACGUCACAAGCAUGUAAUCCCCAAAAACCAUUCGAAACACACACGUUAGACGGUUAGGAAUCAAAAAAUACAAACAGAACAAAAGAUCUCCUAGCAAAGGAUCGACAGAAAAAAGACCACCGACACCACAAUAGCGAGGGGUAGCCCAGAAGGAGGAUGGAGUACGUUCGUCAGCCCUGUCCCAUACGGAUUGUGGAGGACGCCGGCGGUGCCUUCUUGAUGGGCACCAUUGGCGGGAGUCUGUUCCAGUUUUUGAAGGGGUUCAGGGAUGCUCCCAUGGGGAUUCGGCGCGGGCUCUACGGCGGAUUGGAUUCCGUCAAGUUGAGGACACCCGUAAUUGCCGGCAGCUUUGCCGUUUGGGCCGCCACAUUCAGCACUGUGGACUGCACAAUGAUCCACUACAGACAGCGCGAGGACGCUUGGAACUCGAUUGUGUGCGGCGCUGCAACGGGUGGCAUUCUCUCUGCCCGCCAGGGCAUCCGGCAAAUGGCAAACGGUGCGCUGAUCGGGUGUUUGGUGCUGGCCAUGGUCGAGGGAGCAGGCGCAGCAGUGGCCAAAAUCUCUGCAGCCGAACAUCAGUCCAUCGCUCCAGGAAAGGCCCAAGGCAAGCAGCAGCGUCCACAGUGGGACGUGCUCCAGGACGAGUCCAAAAAGGACUGCCACAUGGGUACUGGCCCCCACUCGUUGUCGGACCUGGUCAAGAUGGCCAAAGUUGUCUAGUUAUCCAGUGAAUUCUUCCCUAGAAAAGCCUUCUAUUUCUUGGCAAGGUAAAUCCAAAUUAUGUUCAUGUUCGUAUCGAUUCAUGUUGUGAUCCUCACUCUC